This is a messenger RNA of Cantharellus anzutake, 810 nucleotides long. RefSeq lists its product as uncharacterized. The transcript has a single exon. Bases 310 to 534 code for a protein of 74 amino acids. Lineage: Eukaryota; Fungi; Basidiomycota; Agaricomycetes; Cantharellales; Hydnaceae. The record is from RefSeq and is a predicted model, not a curated record.
CGGAUCGAGCUAAAAUGCUUGGAAAACAUAAAAAUUACUCGGGAAUAAUCAUUUGAUGUCCAAUGAGAGAGUGCUUGACUCCUUUCUCGAGGGGGUCGAGACAAUGAUAGGUAUUUAGGCGAAUUGAUUGAGCACUCGCUGGGUUGCGCUUUCCGCCUCUGGGUUGUAAUUCUCACCGUUACAACCACAGAUCAUUUCCCACCUCUUCAUCACUUCAUCUUUUGGUGAUCUUUUCUGAUUGCUCUCAUUUUCUACUCAAACAAGCUCGGUGAAGCUAGGCAUUCAACCCAUCGGUAUGUAUCCCAACCCAUGAGGUCCGUUAAUGCCGCACUUUUCACGAUCUCUCGUAACGUACACCCAUACACCUUGUUGUACAAAUGUUGGUUGUUGGCGACGAGAUAUGGUUCUUCCCUAAUUUACUCUGUACAGCGGUACCAAAUCUUCCAUUCCGAUCUUCUGAUGUUCUAUAACCUUCCCUUUUUCUCAUCCCAUCUAUCUACUCACGGGAUGCGCCGCUCACACAUGGACGGAUAACUAAGUUCACCCUGAACUGUCAAACCCGCACCACCCCCGCACCCUUCUCAUUACCUUCAUUUUGGGUGUGGGCACUAUACCACUCGUUGUCAGCAAGUCCCAUCAAGCACGACGAGCUCAAGUCUCUAGCAACGGAGACACGUUUGCACGUUUGUACCACAUUUAGCGAAUUAUGUACAUCGGCGUCUCGAAGCGUGUUGUGUGAAAAGCUGGCGCUUUUCUGAAGAAUGAUGGAAAAAAGAGAAAAGGAGAAAGAGCGACUGAAUUCAAAAACAU